GUCUACCACAAUUUGCCGAUUUUGAGUCUGUUCAGAUCUUCCGUUAGCCACGGCGACCUUACGGUCAGGCCUGUAGCGCUGCGUUUCGAGUUGUCCGCUCUUCCAGGUUCCUUCCCUUCUCCAUCGCGAGUGAAUCCUCGACCGCGCCAUGGACGAUUGAACAACACUUCCCUUGUGAGCAUCCUUAACCCUGACCGACCUGCCUUCUGGCCGGCCUUCUGGAACAGACCCCUUCCUGACCACCCUGGCUGGCGUACCGGACUAUAUCAUUCUGCACCGGCACUUGAGCACAACCAACUACUCGGGGCUUGAGAGACAAAGCUCCCGCUCAAAAGUCGCGCAAACUUCACUUUGUCCCUCUCCGCACGUGCCCACUUGCAAUCUCCGGAAUGGUUAUCAAGGAAGACGGCACCAAAUGGGCAUGCCAAUCAUGCCUCAAAGGUCACCGUGUGAGUGGUUGCACUCAUACUGACCGCGAACUCACCCUGGUUCCGAAGAAGGGAAGGCCGGUCACUCAAUGCCACCACUGUCGUCUCGAACGAAAGAAGCGAUCUGCUCAUGUAAAGUGCGAUUGUGGUGAAGUCGAAAAGCCUCACCACCCGAAAGAGAAAUGCAUACACUUGCGUGAGGCCGAGGAGCGAGCCAAGGCUGGAUUCCACGACGACCACCAUGAAGAAAAGGACCCGGCACAUUUGGCCGCUGUUGCAGAAGAGCAGGGUUGCUGCUGCCAUCAUGGAGGCAAAUGUACAUGUUCAUUUCUCAAGCGGGAGCCCGGUAUCGACGAUGGAUCUACUCCUCCACAUGGUCCAGCCGUGCCCAAACCACGACUCGACAGUACCCGAUCCGAUGGCUCCAUCACUGUCUUUGCCAAUGGACAUCACAAGCCAGUUCAUCGAAAGAACUUCGCGGCCCAUGAAUGCGGCAUGCCUUACAAGAUGCCCGCUGCCAGGCACAACUCCGAUCAAAGCGUGGCGAGUGCGGCUACCCGGUCUGUGGAUAGUCUCGCCCUGAACAACAAUCUGGGAUACGCCAAUUACCAGGCCAAUGUGCCAUAUCAAUCCGAACCGAUACGAUCUCACUCGGGCGAGAAUUCACCCAUGCGACCGCAUCGAGCCACAUUAUCUUCCAUGGACUUUUCUGACCUCAGAAAUAUACAGCCCAGUAACAGCAUCGACACGACAGUCAACGACUCGACGGCAUUUCCACAAUUUGGUCCUACGUCUAGCAUUGCAGAAAGCUCUUACGAUCCAUGGUCUGCCUUUCCUUCGGACUCGAGCAUUCACGCCAACGGCAAUACUUUCGGCGCUUGGCCAAGUGUGUUUGAGAACGGCAGUAUUGCUCAGCCAGCGUUGACGGCUGCAUCAUCGGGAACACAGUCCGAGGUCGAUGAGAUUCCCAACAUGGACGACUUCUACGGCGCAUCCAUGCAGAUGCCCAUCAUCCAAGAGGACGCGAACGUUCAACCCGGAUUCGUCGACGACUCCAACAUCAACCGUCGUAGUCUGCCGCCCGGCUUCUUUGGCAAUGUGGACUUCAGCAUGCCAUCAGGACUGAACAUGAU
Messenger RNA from Zymoseptoria tritici IPO323, 1561 nucleotides. RefSeq lists its product as uncharacterized. The transcript has 2 exons. The record is from RefSeq and is a predicted model, not a curated record. Gene Ontology annotation, molecular function: DNA-binding transcription factor activity, RNA polymerase II-specific; copper ion binding; RNA polymerase II cis-regulatory region sequence-specific DNA binding. Gene Ontology annotation, cellular component: nucleus. Gene Ontology annotation, biological process: intracellular iron ion homeostasis; positive regulation of transcription by RNA polymerase II; intracellular copper ion homeostasis. NCBI's taxonomy places the organism in Eukaryota, Fungi, Ascomycota, Dothideomycetes, Mycosphaerellales, Mycosphaerellaceae. The annotation marks the transcript as partial.